Chenopodium quinoa (quinoa) is the source of this 1711-nucleotide messenger RNA. Its product is annotated as serine carboxypeptidase II-3-like. The coding region runs from base 148 to 1641 and encodes 497 amino acids. Gene Ontology annotation, biological process: proteolysis. The transcript has 8 exons. Gene Ontology annotation, cellular component: vacuole. Gene Ontology annotation, molecular function: serine-type carboxypeptidase activity. Lineage: Eukaryota; Viridiplantae; Streptophyta; Magnoliopsida; Caryophyllales; Amaranthaceae. The record is from RefSeq and is a predicted model, not a curated record.
AAUGACCAAUGAGUUUUAGCAUGACCAAUCUUUGUCCAAUUCUCCAAUUGAUGAUGAUAAGCCAAAUCUUACAUUAUUUAUAUGGGAAGUUUCCUCAUUAUGAUCAUUAUCACUCCAUUCUAAAUAGUAAACUUAAUAGCAAGAAAGAUGAGCAAAGGCAUACACUAUUACUUUCUCUUACUAUCCCUCUAUUUUUGCUUUCUUUCAAACAUACUCACCCCAAGUAAUGCCAAUGAUCAAGUAACAAAUUUGUAUAAAUUGCUCAAGUCUAAGAGGUUAAAAAGCCCCUCUCUUGCUGCUUCUUGGGUCACAUUGCCAACCCAAAUAACGGAAACUCAAGUUCAUGUUGAACCUCAAGAUGGUCUUAUGGAGGCCGACAAGAUCACCACCUUGCCCGGCCAGCCAAAUGGGGUUGAUUUCGAUCAAUAUGCCGGUUAUGUAGCUGUUGAUCCCGCUCAUGAGAAGGCAUUGUUCUAUUACUUUGUUGAAUCCCCUGAGGAUGCUUCUUCCAAACCUUUGGUUUUAUGGCUAAAUGGAGGGCCAGGAUGCUCAUCGUUUGGCAACGGAGGAUUAUUAGAACUAGGACCAUUCCGGGUAAAAAGUGACGGGAAAACACUAAUUCGAAAUCCUUAUGCUUGGAACAAAGUGGCAAAUGUGAUCUUCUUAGAAUCUCCGGUAGGAGUAGGAUUUUCAUAUGGAAAGGAACCAGCCAUCUAUGCACAAUCAGGGGAUACGAGCACGGCUAAAGACGCUUACACGUUCCUUGUCAAUUGGUUUGAGAGGUUCCCUCAGUACAAAAACCGCGAAUUUUACUUAGCAGGAGAGAGUUAUGCUGGUCAUUAUGUGCCUCAACUUGCUUAUACCAUCUUGCAUAAAAACAAUAACGCAAAACAUGACAGCAGUUUCAUUAAUCUCAAAGGCAUAGCGAUAGGUAACGCUUGGGUAGAUGAUGCAACAAAUACAGCAGGAUUGUAUGAUUAUUUAUGGAAUCACGCUACACACUCGGAUGAGACACAUGCCAAAAUCAAGCAAUUUUGCAAUUUUUCCAAGGCAACAACAUCCCAAAAAUGCGAAGAUUACAAGGAUAAAGCUUGGGAAGAAGCAGGGAAUAUAGACAUUUACAACAUCUAUUCUCCAGUUUGCUUAAUGUCUGGAAAUUCCAAAGCUCAUAUUCUUGAUUCAGUUGAGGUUUAUGAUCCAUGUUCAUCCAAAUAUGUGACAACUUAUUUAAACACUAAAGAAGUGCAAAAGGCUCUCCAUGCCAAACCCAAAAGAUGGGAAUCCUGCAUUGGAUUUAGAUGGCAAGAUAGUUCAUUUACAGUGUUACCAAUCAUUCAGAAGCUCAUUGCAAGCAACAUUAGUAUGUGGAUGUACAGUGGAGAUGUUGAUGGACGUGUGCCGGUCACAUCAUCAAAGUACUCCAUUAACAUUCUCAAGCUUCCAGUUAAAGAUGCUUGGCGUCCAUGGUACGACACAGACAACCAGGUUGGAGGAUACGUAGUAGGUUAUGAAGGAAUGGUGUUUGUGACAGUAAGAGGGGCUGGACAUCUAGUUCCAAGUUACCAACCUAAAAGAGCUUUGAUCAUGUUCUCAUCAUUUCUCCAAGGAAAACUACUUCCGAAAUCGAGGAUGAUGAGCUAGUGAUACAAGGCAAAAACAAUUACUUACACAAGUAAGAUUAUAUGACAAGAGGAUUUAUUUAUGAUGAAAA